AUGCAAAUAGCGGCGUUCUUGUCGGAUCUCAAAUCCCUCAGCAUCUGUUCGCACAAAGCUGCCAUCGCCUUAGUGAAACCGGACAUGGGAACGGCCACCGAUGAAAGAAAUGCACUGUCAUCCCAAAGGGAAACCUCAGGAAAACCGUCAUCAGCAGAAACGCCGCUAGAUCCUGAUCUUCAGCGUGCCAAUGAGCUCGUCUCAUUACAUUACGAAGUCAAGGUGAAAUAUCUGGAAACGGGGCCCGACCCAGAAUUGAUCCAGGCUGCAAAGGACGUUGACCAGGUGUUAUCCGCUCUGAACAGAUAA
Messenger RNA from Rhinocladiella mackenziei CBS 650.93, 309 nucleotides. RefSeq lists its product as uncharacterized. The transcript has 2 exons. The record is from RefSeq and is a predicted model, not a curated record. The coding region runs from base 1 to 309 and encodes 102 amino acids. NCBI's taxonomy places the organism in Eukaryota, Fungi, Ascomycota, Eurotiomycetes, Chaetothyriales, Herpotrichiellaceae.